GGAGCAAUUAGUUAUUAUAAGACAUCGAUAGGAUCGUUUGGAGGAGAAUUAAAAGGUGACGUAUCAACAUGCCUCAACUGAAACAGCCCAUGCCUCUGCAAGACAAGUGCUUACAGGAAUGUGUCAACCUUUAUUGCGGCGCAUGCGUGAGAUGGAUUUCGAAAUUGCUUCAGGCCCAAAUAUCUAGCAGAAGAGUUUACUUGAUAACGACACGGAGCGUUUUGGCUGAAUGCUGUCAGAUCCGAAGGAGUCUAUCAGAGCUUCCGUAUUUCGUAAUAGAAAUGAUGUCUCCUCAAUUAACGACUCUGACAGAUGGCCCUCGCUUCAUUGAGCCAAUACCUAACGUGACAGUCGCGCUAGGCCGAGACGCCUCUCUCCCCUGCGUCGUGGAGAACCUCGGCAGCUACAAGGUAGCGUGGAUCCAUAUAGAUCGACAAAUGAUCCUAACGAUACAUCGCCACGUGAUCGCACGCGUGCCACGUUUCAGCGUGUCUCAUGACAACCAAAAGACAUGGUUGCUACACGUGAGUGGUGUCCAUCAGGAGGACCGCGGGUAUUACAUGUGUCAAGUGAACACCAACCCCAUGAUCAGCCAAGUGGGAUACCUCCAGGUCGUAGUGCCGCCGAAUAUCCUGGACGGCAACAGCACGCAGUCAUCGGUGGCCAUUCGGGAAAACCAGAACAUCACGCUCACAUGCAAAGCGGACGGCUUCCCGACGCCGAAACUGAUGUGGCGUAGAGAGGAUGGGCAAGGCAUCAACAUCGAGCGGCGGAAGAAAGUGAACGUGUACGAUGGCGAGCAGCUGAACCUGACGCGCAUUAGCCGGACGGAGAUGGGCGCGUACCUGUGCAUCGCCACCAACGGCGUGCCACCGUCCGUCAGCAAGCGGAUCAUUGUCGACGUUGAAUUUUCACCGAUGAUCUGGGUGCCGAACCAAUUGGUGGGGGCGCCAGCUGGCACCAACGUCACCAUCGACUGCCACACCGAAGCGUACCCCCGCGCCAUCAGUUAUUGGGUCUACGAAAAUGUCAUGAUUCUUCCGACAAAAAAAUACGGGACUGAGACAACGGAAAACAGCUACAGGGCGCACAUGAAGCUGACGAUCCGAGACUUGAGGGAAAAGGACUUCGGCAAUUACAGGUGCAUUUCCAAGAACUCGCUGGGCGAGACGGAGGGUUCCAUCAGACUGUAUGAAAUCCCAAUGCCAUCAUCACCCCCAAAAGCGACAGAAGUUCGCAGCAGCGGAGCGAGUAAAGAAGACAAGCCGGCUUCGCGGAACGUCACCAAGGUCAUUGCGAUGGAUGACCACAAUAAACCCUUCUCUUCCUCCAGCUCGGAGAUGAAGCGCGACCAUUCGGGGACCCCGGACCGCCUCACCCCACCCCCAGACCCCCAGGGGGGCUCAGGCUGCUCCACUGUGCUGAGGUGGUCAGCGCCACGCCUCAUGCUGACCGGCCUGCUGAUGCUCCUGACCGGCCACUGAACUGCUCAACAUUCGGUCCGCUUGCUGACACCUCAACUAGGUCCCGUUGCUGCAGGAAGUGAGCGUGCUCAGGGAAAACGCCGUUGAUUUUGGGAAGUCAGAACACAGGACUUGCCGUGUGCUUGUUACAGUUUUGGGGAGAAUUACAGUUAUUCGUCCUUAUCAAAAUAUUAUCAGAAUCGUGAGAAUUUCUCUUUCGUUUCAUGCUACAAGUUUAACCUACCUAGUUUCUUGAUAUACCGUUAGGUAUAUUCGUGAUGCAAAAUUCAUCACAGAGUUACGCUAUGUUCCACGGUCAAUAUUAGCACCAUUAUGGAUCCCGUAUGAAGAACUGUGGGUCACAUUGUGCUGUACAAUAUGAUAUGUUAAGUCAAUGGAGUUUUCUUCGUUUAAAGUUUCUUUGAGAUACAGAACCUGUGUUUCAGAAAUGCUUCCCCUGUCUGCUAUGAAGAGCAUAUCACCACACAUUCACUCAUGCUUCAACCACUCAAGAUCUGAUAUUUCUCAGUUCGUUUGUGUAUAUGUAAUAUAUGUAAUAUGACAGAGAGGAACUGGAGGAACGCACCAAACUGAUGGCCUGGCAUGUCAGUUUCGAAUAUCCUAUCGCGAACCUAAUAAAGAAGAACACAGAAAUAUUAAGAAAUUCCCUCCAUACUUUUACCAGUAUAUACGGUAGCCACGGCUGUUAUAGUGAUGUGAAAGUGUUGAGGGAAAACUUUUGGGUGCUAUUAGAAUCCUCAUUUCCGAACUUCCUUUGUAAUUACAUCGGUAAAUUUAAAAUUCUUAAUUUUAAUAUCAGUCUCUUAUUUAAAGUUUUAGUUACUAUAUAUUGUUAUACUGACAAGGAAGAUGAUCUUAUCCUGGCAGAAAAAAACGGGUAUUUCUGCUUUUCUUACUUACAUUACCAUACGUUUUUAAGUCAAUUAAUACGAAGACAAAUGACACGGAAUUAUACUACGUAAGAAAUUUCUUUGCAAUUUAGAAAAUGAAACAUAAAAACACAGCCAUACUGAAAAUAUCAGCCUCGGUUUACUGCAAUAAACUAGAAGCCGGAUUAUCGCGGGUUCGAUUCCCGAUGAACUCAUUGCAUUUUACAACUGAUCUAAUCCUUUCAGGACCGCCUCUGUGGUC
Messenger RNA from Cryptotermes secundus, 2615 nucleotides. Its product is annotated as lachesin. Gene Ontology annotation, cellular component: neuron projection. Lineage: Eukaryota; Metazoa; Arthropoda; Insecta; Blattodea; Kalotermitidae. Bases 69 to 1484 code for a protein of 471 amino acids. The record is from RefSeq and is a predicted model, not a curated record. The transcript has 10 exons.